Messenger RNA from Mesorhabditis spiculigera, 3111 nucleotides. NCBI's taxonomy places the organism in Eukaryota, Metazoa, Nematoda, Chromadorea, Rhabditida, Rhabditidae. The record is from the annotation of a GenBank genome assembly.
AUGCGCUGGCUCGUGCUGGCCCUCGUCCUCCUCCCAGCCGCCCAAGCACAAUUCUUCGAUUUUGGCGGCUCAAACGUCAAUGACGAUUCGGCCUAUGCCGACCAGUUCGGAUUCAAGGAAUCUAUUGCUGGAUGGUCGGAUGUGCUGAGGAAAAUGGCGCACAAGCAGCUAUUUGGAGCGCCCACGCCUCCGCCAGAGCUCUUCCAAAAAGUUGCCCCGCCAGCUGAUGUUGACAAAAUUGACCCGAGGAGUAUUCAGAGUAAGAAGAAGGAUAUUAUUAAUCCAAAGCUGUUGGAUUUGAUCUUGCCGAGGUAUAAGGGCGAAGCGCCGGUUUUGCUGAAAACGGUUACGACAGAAGCGCCUACUAGUACUACUGAAAAGCCAAAGACUCUGAAACCAUCUAAGAAACCGACGACAACUGAAGCACCAGAAGAUGACGAGGAGGAUUCCGAUGAGGACGACGAGGAUUCUGAGGAAAAUCUGACUGAUGAUGAGGCCGAAGAAGAAAAGAUUGAGGAAACUGAAAAACCAACAACCGAAGCCACCACCACAACGGUCAAGCCCACAACUGAGACCAUCACUACAACAUCUGUGACCGCGACAACGGAAGCUGCUAAAGAACUGGUGGAGAUUUCUAAUAAGAUUCUUGAUUCCGUACAAACCACUGUUGCCGCAACAGAACCUACACCAACUAAGAAAACUGAGUCAUCCACUACGGCCAAGCCCACAACAACCAAGAAACCCAAGUCAACUGCGAAGACAACCAAAAAGCCGGCGUCGAAAGGACCGGUGAUCGAUAGCCAGUUAGAAGCUAAGAUGAAGGAAAUGAUGCGGGAUAUCUUUGAAAAGGAGUUUAAGAAGAAGAUGGAGAAUUCGUCGAAGGAUUUGAAGAAGGAGCUCGAAAAGCAGAAGGAAUCGUUGCUCAAGUCUGCAACGGAAAGAAUGAGCGAUUUGUCUGGAAAUGUGUUGAUUGCUGACCUGGCUAGCAAAUGGACCGAUCGCAAUGGCUCGACAACUAAAAAGCCCGAGGUAAAGAGCACCACCGAGGAGUCAAAAACUACAUCUGGUAAUAGCACUGAAACCACUAAAUCCGUCACUUCUACUACGGUAAGCUCAUCAACCACCGCAAAAGCUACAACUGAGAAACCAAAGGCACAUGAUGAAUCAAGCACUAAGGAGGGCAAGAGCACAUCGCCUAGCACUACCAAAACCCCCACAACCACAAAGGCACAAGACGUGGAGAAUAAGGAUGCGACCACCAAAUCUGCACCGAAGACAACAACCUCCAAGCCGAAAACGACGAAGAAAGUUGAGAAACGUUCUGAAGACAAAGCUAGCACUACUGGCAAACCGGCCACUGUGAAAACCGAAACAACGGAGACCACCAAAAAACCUGAAAGCCAUGAUAAACCCCCCACUACCACCAAGGAAGAGGACGAUGAGCCUGAGGAUGAAGAUGAAGAAACUGGUGCUGAGGACUCAGAGGAGGAUGAGUCUGAGGAAGAGCCAAAGCCUAAGAAGGCCAAGAAGGCUAAGAAGACAGCCGGAGGACAUAAGAAAUAUGAUGAAGACAAGGAAUUUGAGGCAGAAGCCCGUCGGCUCAAGGAGACACCAUUUGACAAGAGUGCCUUGAAAGUUGUGAAGGCCGUCGACUUGAUUUCUGGGGAGAUGGCUGAGGAUCGUCCAAAGCCUAAAGGAAAGAAGGUAGAGCCAGAAGCUGAGGAAGAAGAGGAGGAAGAAGAAGAGAAGGACGAGAAGACAGAUGAAAGGACAGAAGACAAUGAAGAUGCAGCCGAUGAGAUUGGAUCUGAAGGAUCGGAAGAAAGCAAACCUUCUGAGACAGCUGAAGCAUCGGAAGAGGAGAUUGAAGGCAGCGCAGAGGACGUGCACGAGAAAAAUGAUGAUAAGAGCGCUAUCGCAAUGGCUGAAGCCGAAGAGAUGGACACGACAUUGACCGGAAACGAUCAUGAGGAGGAGAAGGGCUCAGGCAUCCCAGAAGCUGAAGAGGCCGACCCCAAUCCAGUCGAGGACAAGACUUAUGAGGCAGCCCACGAUGCUGUGACAGAAGCUUCCACGACCACAACCACUACCACUCCGAAAUCAACCCAGACCGGACAAAACAUCUUCAACCUACAGGCAAACUCCAAUUCCGAAGCCAAUCCGAACAUUGCUAACGUGAUCACCCCGGUUGCGGGAAUCAUUGAUGGCAUUGCUCCAAUCAUCUUCCCGUUCCUUCAAAGCCGCGGCUUUGCAGCUCGGGCUGCCGCUCAUGGAUCACCAAACUAUCAGCCUGAGGGAAAUCGAGACCUCCUCGAAGACGCAGCUCCCGAGACAUCGCUAGUCGGACUUGGAAGCCAAUUGGCUCGAGAAAUUCUGGUCCCUGGAUCUCUACAACGAGACCGCGAGGAGAUGCAGCGUGCUAUCCAGGCAAGAACCGCUGAAGCAAAGGAACGUUUGAAUGAAAAAGAACGGCUCCGUCUGGAAGAAACGGCCAAGCAGGAAGAGAUUAGACGUGAACUGAUGGAUGAGGAGCGAAAGCUGAGCCUCGCAUUCGGCAACAACCCACAGGCCAGAGAAGUUGACCCUAAUCCAAAUGUACAAGAGGCAUUCGGUCAAGUCUCGGGAGCUUUCAAGCAAGAUUUCGGACCUGCUGAGCUCCCACAAAUCAUCACCGGAGGUCCCGAUGGCAUUCCCAUUCCUCCUCCACCACCACCCGGCUACCGGCCAAAGGGCUACGAUGGCCCCCUCCCUCCGGCCGAUUUCCAGCCAACGGCCGUCGAAGAACGCGCUCAACCGGAAAGGCCGCAACCGCGCUCAUUCAAGCAAGAGCUGCAAAACUUCGAGCAGCAAAUGAAGAAUAACCAGGCUCAGCGAAGCCUUAUGACUUUGAAUUCCGGGGCUCCACCCCCAGGAGCUGAUUUUGGAGGGGCCAGCAGCUUCGAUGUCAAGAACCAAGCAGCCCCAAAAAUCAGCCCAGUUAAACCACAGAAAAAGCAAGCAUUCCACCCGAAACAAUCUGGCGUCCUCAGCUUCGGAGGUGGCAAGGGCCCAACAAUGUCAUUCGAUGAGGUCGAAAAGCAGACGAACAAGCAGGAAGUGAACUUCUUCGGC